AGGAGCUUAGCUAGAGUGUGUGGGCCUUCGUCACGCCCAUCAUGUCUUUAUUUGUGGAGAGAGAGCCAAAAAGAAAAAGUCUUUGAAAGCACCAGCAGUCACACAGCAACAGGGUGAACCAUGCAAAACAAGAACAAGAGGAAGACAAGAAGAUGGAAAAACUGUAGCUCAUGUAUAGCAGACCAUUGUAACCAUGAAUGCUAUAUCACCUACAUCACUGGCUUAUACAGCUUGGAGUGGGAAAUCAAACCAGAGAAGAGAAGUAGACGUGCACUCUGCUGCUGCUCUUUGAGAGAGCGGUUAUUUUACCCAUUUUUGGUUAUUGCAUUUUGCAUAUCUGUGGUUUUGCUGUUGGUGUGGAUAGAGACCUCAAAUGAAUAUCAUGGCUUUGACUGGGUUGUUUAUCUAAUUACAAGAUACUGGUUCUUUUGGUCCCUUCUUUUGCUGAGUUUAUUUGGAAUCCUGGCUGCCUACACUGCAUUGCUAUUGGUACUUGGAUUUUUGUUGAUUUGGGAAGGCUAUGAACUCUACCUGCACUGGAGUCAUAAGAUCCUGACUAUGCUAGUGAUUGGGAUAUGCACGUUUUUUAUGACGCUUUUAUUCAAGUUCUGGAAUGACCGGUGGCUGACACUGGGGCUCUCACUGAAGAUCUUUGCUCCCUACAUACACCUGAGCAGCAUAACCGUGAUGGUUCUCCUUUCCUGGCCUGUGGCCUUCUACUUGGUCCAUUGGGAACUAGAAGCUAGAUUCAGAAGAAAGAAGAUUACACAUCAAAGGAGAGAAAGAGUCCAGAGAUGUACUAGACUCACAAAGCUGAGAGCUGUACAAGUGGCUAUUGGAUUGCCAUUUUUUCUUAUCCUUUUCUGUCUCUUUGUGGUGCCAUUGGGGAUUUAUUCUCCCUGCCUUCAGGAGAAGGAUGAAUUGGGACCCAAGCCGGGCCUCAUUGGACAUAGAGGUGCACCCAUGUUGGGGCCUGAGAAUACUAUGAUGUCCUUUGAGAAAGCUGUUGAAAAUGGGGCCUUUGCGCUGGAGUCUGACGUAUACUUGAGUUAUGAUGGGGUGCCUUUUCUCAUGCAUGACUAUGACCUGAGAAGAACAACCAAUAUCGGGGAGAUCAUGCCAAAUGCCUCCAACACAACAACUAACCUCUUCUACUGGGAUUUUCUGUCAACUCUGAAUGCUGGCCGCUGGUUUGUACAAUCACGGCUCAAACCAUUUCAUAAUAUGGAACCCUUAUCAGAGGCUGAUAGAGAAAAAGCAAGAAAUCAAAAGAUUCCUAAACUAGCUGAUUUAUUGGAACUUGCACAGAAGGAGAGAAAAUUUGUGAUAUUUGAUCUAAAUAGCCCUCCAAUAAAUCAUCCUUUCAGAAAUACGUUUAUCCAACAAGUAGUACGUGUGAUCCUUGACUCUAAAAUUGAGCAACAUCUGAUUUAUUGGCUGCCAAAUAGUGAAAGGAAUUAUGUCAAGUUGGAAGCUCCUGGUUUUCAGCAAGUAGGCCGGCUAACCCCCAUUGAAGUACUUACAAGAGAAAACAUCAGUAUAAUAAAUGUUGACUACAAGAAGUUGUUCUACAACGGGUUGAAAGAUUACAAAGAAGCUAACAUCACCAUCAACUUGUACAUCGUCAAUGAGCCCUGGCUCUUCUCGCUGGCGUGGUGCUCCAGGAUUCACUCAGUGACCACUGACAACGUUCAGCUCCUGAGGCAGAUGCAUGUCCCUUACUACCUCAUGACACCAGGUUACUAUGUGUUCAUGUGGCUUCUCCUGGAUAUUGUUUCUUUUAUUUUUAUUGUUGCCAUAUUUUAUUUCCAUUGGUGGAGAGAGAGCCAAAAAGAAAAAGUCUUUGAAACCACCAGCAGUCACACAGAUGGUGAGAGUAUAAGCCUCAAAGAGAGGAAAAGUGAGAAAGGAGAAACUUUGAAUGUGCCCCUAGACCCUGCCUCCCAAGUGAGGGCAGGCCCUCGGACUCCAGCAGCCCCCUCCGCAGGUCUGACUGGCCCCAGGAAGAAAGACAGCGAACCAAGUCUGGUCCAGGAGACCACCAAACCACUGAUGCCUACAGACAACUUUACACAACGGAUGCCCACCCAAGCACCCGCCUAUGAGGUCAACACUGAGGCCACCGUCCAACCUGCAGUGCCUGACAGCAAAUGAACCACGAUUUCCCUCCGUGGAGGUCCCUCAUCCUGAAACAGAACCCGAAAGACCCACCCCCACUAUGGAAUCCUCCCAGUAAGCCUGUUUUAUGAUGUUUUCCACCAUAUCUGGCACGCCCUGCCCUGCCCUUCUCCUGUGGGCUGUCUUCAAAGGAUUAGCCACAUCUUCUUCCUCCUCUCUGUGCCUUGUCACGGGCCUGGGCAGGAAAGGAGUGCAGGAGAGCAUUUGAGGCUCAGGAACAUGUUCUGGUCGAGCUUCUUUAUAAAGGAUGCAGUUUCAGCGCACAGGCAAGGAAAAAACAGCCGUCAUUGCAGCUGGAGCUUGUUGUUCUCUGGGUGAUACAGGGUCUGGCUCAUCCUAACCCUUCAUAGUACCCGCUGCUAACAGGGCGGCCGUGGUCAACAUCAGCAUGCGAAUAAAGGCAGCCUUUCAGGAAAUGCAGAGGUGGAUGCUGUGUUCUUCGGACCCUUCUGUGAUGACAGGCUGACAAAGACUAUGAGAUGAGUG
Artibeus jamaicensis (Jamaican fruit-eating bat) is the source of this 2664-nucleotide messenger RNA. It is a transcript of the gene GDPD4, whose product is annotated as glycerophosphodiester phosphodiesterase domain containing 4. The transcript is spliced from 18 exons. The record is from RefSeq and is a predicted model, not a curated record. Gene Ontology annotation, cellular component: membrane. Lineage: Eukaryota; Metazoa; Chordata; Mammalia; Chiroptera; Phyllostomidae. Gene Ontology annotation, molecular function: glycerophosphodiester phosphodiesterase activity. Gene Ontology annotation, biological process: lipid metabolic process. Bases 121 to 2154 code for a protein of 677 amino acids.